AAAAAACGUAUGAAACUUCUGGGUUUCUUUUCACACACAUACACUCGAUCCCCACCCAACCUCCAUUUCAAUGGCAUCGUGAAAUAAUAAACUUUGUAUUUAUAGAGAAUUGUGUUGUUGAUUACAUGCCAUUGUUGGGAGAAUCUGGACAAAUUUCCUCAAUGAAUCGUUCCUGUGAAUACAACAUUAACUAUUCUACUCCAAUACAACUGACAUUCAAACUUAACAGCUUUGUCCCCCAGAACAGCAGCAUUAAUGUGUUACAAGGAAUCAGAAGUUUAUAUAGGUUUAAAUCUAUUGCAAAUAUCACUUCGAAAGAUUCUGCGAAGACGAGAUAUUUCUGCAGAAAUAGGGUGUUUUCAGAUUAUGAUGUGAUAACCAUUCGUACUAAUGCAGGAAAUAUGUGGUCUCAUCUGACUUUCACGCCCUUUAUUUCUGGUAAGUUUUCCUAGUGUUACCGUGAUUAUUAGUGAGACAGUUCUUGGAAGCAAAUUAAGAAAAUAAUGAUAUAUCAAAACCGUUGAAAGGUUUGUGUUGCACGAUUAAAACCACAACUUUUACGGGACCUAGUUUGGAGUCGUCAGUAAUUAUCGAUAAUUCAUUACAUAGUCGUAUUCUUUUUUCUGCUCUGCCCCACGCCCGCUGUCGCACAGUUAUUUUGGAUCGCAUUACUAAAUAUAUACAGGGUAUUUAAAAAAAUGGAUAAAGAUCGAGUCAUAGGAAUAAUGGUGUAAGACAUAUGAACAGUAUUGAAUUUUGAUGAUGCAUCUUUCUUCAAAUAAUUAAUUUUACAUGUACUUUAUAUUAUAAAAAAACUAAUAUUUUUUCUAAUUUGCCUAUUUGAACAUGCAAGAAUGUAGGUGUUACCAUCUUUACUGAUUCUUGAACCACAAGUUCCUGGUUAUUUUUACUCGUCUUAUUAUUAGCAUGACAAAAUUACUGGAUGCUGAUUGGUUGAGAGGGGUACAAUUAUUUUAUUAAUUGUAUUGCAGUACAAUUAAUGAUUUUCCCAAAACAAACAAAGUGGUGGAAAGGUAUUUUGAACACAAAUGGGGAAUGAAUUUGCCCUUGAUGAACUAAAUGAAAAUACGAACAAAAGUACCAAAUUUUGGUUGAAAGUCAGGCAGGACUGGGCUUUGACGAGAGAAUAUGAUCGUGACGGAGAAGUAUCCAAUUUUGUCAUGCUAAUAAAAAUCAUUUGAUUUUUAUUAGCAUGACAAAAUUGGAUACUUCUCCGUAUUCGUACAAUUAGGGAUUAAUAGUACUAGUGAUGUUUGGAAAUUUUCCAAAUUGGACUCGCCAAGACUGCUCGUCCAAUUUUGGCAAAAUUUCCAAAUAUCGCUUGUUCUAUUAAUCCCUAACCUUGUACUCGCCAUCGCAUGAAUACCUACACUGUAAAUUAAAAAGGGCUGAAACGACCCAAAAAAUGGGGGCAAAACGGUAACCGCAAAAUAGAUCUUUUGGGGGUGAAAAUGGCACCUAUAACAAUGCGAACUCUAAGGGCUGAUUUGGCCCUUCCAUUGUAAGGGCUGUUUUAGCUUUUAGUAGGAGCUGUUUUAGCAAAAGCAGGGAGAAGCAAAGAAGAGCUGCUUUAGAGCCGAAGGAGCUAAUAUAGUUUUUUUCAUGGUGUGGUUUGUAGCACCUAAAGGGUCGAUUUGGUUCGAUUUCAGAGCCAUUGUAGACCCAAACAAAAAGCCAAUUUAACCCAUACUUUGUUAACCGGAGCUCUUCCGUCCCUUUCAGAGAAGAGCAGUCUUAUUGGCCGUUGGAUGAGGGUCGAAAAUGUUCAAUUCCGUAGCACUCCUCGUGUAACUACAUACUUUUUACAUGAAUGGAUAGAUUAGAACUUACUUAGUUAGAAUCCACUUCCCCCCAAGCGAAAUAGUUACCAAAUUGAAGUAUAACCUCUCUAAAGUACAGGCUUCUUCGAAAUUCGUGAACCGCCAUUGUUGUGUUGCAAAUACGCAUGCGCUUGACCACAAACACUUAAUGCGCACGCUUAGAUUGGAAAAACUGAUCUCAAUCCAGGACUGCAUAAACCUGGAUCACAAAAAAAUUAUGAAAUGUGAUAUAUAGUACAUGAGAGCAACGUCAAUAUAAUCCAAUGUCAAAGAAAUUUAAACCUUUAGUCAAGUUUUAAUGACAUUAGCCGCAGGUUCACACUUCACGGAAAACAUUCUCUCAAACACUCUCUCUUAUAUUUAUCAUCAAAGGUCAAGUACGAUGUAUACAAACACUAACAGUACAAGUCGGUGCGCCUUCAAGCUCGAAACGUCGAAGUUCUCCUACGUAUUUUUCAGGUAGUUGUAUCCCCGUCAAUCCGAAGCUUUCGUUCAUAUUUCCCCCAGAAUUUUUAGUUGCUUUCAAUCGAUUUCCGUGUAAAAAGUAUCAAAUUUUCGACGAGAAAUUCUAAAUACUUUGUUUUAUAUAUUUUGUAACAAUUGCUGAGCAUGCAUUGAACUCACGUUGGAAAUCCAACGUAGCCUACUAUAUGCCGCUAGCCAAUCACCGGCCUGAAUCAAUUCGAGCUAUGCAAACUAUUAACCUUCGAAGGGCAUGCUCGAGGUACGAGAUUGCGUUCAGCACAGCACACACAGACAUAAAACUUAUAAAACUUAUUUAAAUAUAUAAAGACGAAGCUGCAUGGACAUCAUGGAAGGCGAGGCCAUGCAAGCUUUCUGUUAUUUGAUAAAUAAUAAUGGCCCUUAAUUAAAGUAAAAAAAGUAUAAAUAAUAAUGGCCCUUAAUUGCCCUAUAAUUAAAUUUGUUUCAACACAAUCAAGGCCGUUUUCCACUUCUAUUUCAUCGCACAGAAGCGUAGCGUACCUCUUCGUUUCCUGAGCACUCGAAUGGAACUAAUGACUUCGAUACAAAUGAAAAAGCUACAACAUGUUAGGAUACGGUUGUAGUAUCGUCCGUUACAUGUUUGUUUACUUCAUGGUUAGAUCUGUCGGCAUGCUCAAGAAUUUAUAAUAAUUAUAUUAAUUAAAAAUUAAAGUGUAAGUUUAUAUUUGCAGUUUCAAUGAAAUGGUUAUCCAGAGCAUUUUGUGCUUUCUAUUAUUAAAAUGGUUGUUUAUUAAAACUAAACUCAAUAUUAUCAGAAAUUAACAAUAUACUCACUCGCAACUGGCUCUUUAGAUAAUCUCUAAUCCUUUAAUCGUGUUGAAUUUUUUCCAUAUCAUUUAUUUUUCAAGGAAGAAAAGUAAUCCUUUAUUGUUCUAAUGGGUCUCUUGUCUCUCCAUAUUAUCCUGAAUCUUACCUGAGGGACAUCGAACAGAUUUAUUAUGUGAUAGUCCCCGCUGGACACGUGAUACUAAAUUUCACUGAAAUCCGCUUGUUUAGUGGACAAUACUCCGACGACUCUGUGACGAUCUAUGACGGAAAUAAUACCUCGAAUGAACUUAUUAUUGGCAACUUUCAAGGCAGCAUUCCAGUGGAUAGCCCUGCAUGGUUUGUUGGCUCCAGUAAUACCAUUACCGUUAAAUUUUACUCCGGAAAUGAUACCGUUUCAAAUAGGACGUUUCGGUUUAACGCAACUUACACUAUGAAUAUCACUGAAGGUAUGUUUUAUUUUGUCUGAAACAACUGCAAAAUAAUAGCCUACAGGCUGGAUAUAUACUCCCCAAGCCAACGGCGCGGAUCGCCGUUCCGGGCGUAAGCCCGGGUCGAGGGUAUUAAAUCCGCCCGGCUAUUUACGCCCGGGAAAACGAAAGCAUCAGCGAUCGAAAUCUGAAAUUCAUCAAUGAUCGAGGGCGUGGGCGACCAACGGCACAGAUUAAUUUAAGAGAACCAGAUGACCGACUUCAGUCAAAAAAGCGUAUUGUUCACUGCGCAUGGCUUACUGCGCAUAGCUCAGCAAGUGACCAGAAGUAUUCACCCCACCCCAACCCAACCUACCCCACCACCCCCACCCCACCCCCACCCGACAUUAAAUUUCAAAAUGGCGACAACAAUUUUAUUUAAAGACAACAAACAUGAAAAUAAUUUGUUUCGUAAAACGUUUUGAUUACAAAUGUUCUCUGUUCAGAGGUUAAUUGAACCAUGUUUGAUGGACGUUCUUAUUGAGUUACUGACUCACUAAGACGAGAUCGACGACUUGAGCUCAUUUUAGAUAAUGUAACAUUCAAUUUUAAUUCCUUCUUGGGAUCGGAAUUGUCUGUGGUUCGUUUUCCAUGCAAUUCCCAACGAUGGAAGAAUGUGAUUUCGACCGGCAAUUUUUAUUUGACGAGCAUGUGGCCAUUUCUUAUCGUUACGAUUUAAAGAGUAUCAUUGAAAAGCUAAAUAACUGCUCUUUUGUCUUAUGUAAAAAUUUAGUUGUUUAGCCACGUUUAUGAUGUACGACAACCUGUUGAUUUUCCAUAGCUUUUUUUUAGACACCCUUUUUCCUAAUACUAUUUUACUGUAUCAUAUACUUACAACUUGUCAGGCCUAUUUAACCCAUUAAUCGCAUUGCGCCCUAAUGCACUCUACUUUAUUGUUCACUCUAUCUAACGCCAGACGAUAUUACUCGUCAAGGAGACAGCGCUGGCAGCCUGGCACUUAAUCGUUAAAUGUUAACAGAAUUAACUAGUAUAAAAAAUACAAUCGAACCUCAAAUUAAGUGGCCACUACUUUGAUAUGUGGCCAUUCAAUGGAAUGUGGCCACUUAAAGGAUGGCUGCUUAAUGGAGGUUCGUGUAUAGAAGUCUCAUAUUGGCCUAUAGAAGUCUCAUAUUGGCAUAUAUAUAUAUAUAUAUAUAUAUAUAUAUAUAUAUAUAUAUAUAUAUAUAUAUAUAUAUAUAUAUAUAUAUAUAUAUAUAUAUAUAUAUAUAUAUAUAUCAGUAUACUGUAACCACAAAGCUAUUUUAAUUAAGGUUGUGACCGACAAUAGUUUGAUGUACAAUAAUAUGAUUGCUAAAUGAAUAAUGGGAAUAAUGAGAAUAAUGAUAGAUUUAAUAAAUUAACACUUCAAAUAUUUUAUAAUUAUUUGUUUGGUAUUGAUGUGUUAAAAAAAGAUCGUUUUUUUAGCUUUUGAUUGUACAUUUAACUAUUGUCUGUGACACUAACUUUACAUAGAGUAGCUGUAUAUUAUUAUAAUAGGACAAAUGCAAGUUGUGCAUCUAAUACUUUCAAGGUAGGGUGGUCUAGGUAGCCUGUGCUACAGCCGUACAGUAUUCACAGUCAUAAUUCCUCUUCAUUUUCAGAUGUGUCUACUGAUAGUACUAGGUCAAUAUUUCUCUUGUGUUUGUUUAGUUUAUCAUGAAAUACAGCAUUGUUUAAUGUUGCUGUUAAUGUAUUUGAUAAUGUAUCGGUGAAUCCUUUAAGAAAAUGAUCAUUGAUGCUUGUAAAUGGUUUCAAUUCCAAGAGAUGACAUAACGACUUAAUUCCUACAGCUACUGUAUGUAGAAGUUGUUUAACAUUUCUGCAAUCCCUCCAGUCAGUCUACUUAACCAUUCCAACCACUUGGGUGUUUUUUAGCCCCAUUCUUUGAAUUGAUGUUAAUUUUGGACGAUUCUAAAGUCUGUCGUCACACGCAAGAAUCCCACAAUAUACAAUAUCUGCCAAACGAAGCAAGUUUUUAUUUCGCUAAUCUUGUUUCUGCACUUCACUUGGUAAUAUUAAAAUGCUGUUUUUAGGGUUUAUAUUCACUUGGAUUACAAACCAUAAAACAGAAUUCUUCUAUUGCGCUAGCAAUACGAAUAGUUUUUUUCAAUACUUCUUGUCGAAAAAAUACCACAACAAAGGCGACACUUCAUUGCAAAAACAAAACGGAUUUCGGACAAAUCAUCUUUGGAGUUUUCUUUUGCUGUGCCAUAGCUUGAGAGCUACUGCAUCACUUUGUAUAAGGGUGCAUUCGACCUUUAUUUUCUUUGCGUUAAUAAAUAAACGGCUCCACUUCAAGGUGUAAUACAGACCUCCAACUAUGCAAAUUAUAGCAAAUAUGACUAAAAAGCUUUCAAGUGGUGACAUAUUUCUUAAAAAAUAACACAAAAACCGAAAAACCCCAAAAUUUGGGUUAAUAGAGAGCGUAAAUGGCCGUGUUUUCCAUACAGAGAGUGUAGAUGUUUUCAUUUUCGCUCUUGGGCAUUCCUGCCUUUUGUAGCAAUUCCCCUACCAUUUUUCCCUAUGUGGCAAGGAGACGGCAAUUCGAAUUACCCCUACAGUACCACUCAGAAUUAACCUAACAAAAACCGCGGUUUAAUCUCGGUUGAACCUCGGUUUGACUGCGGUGUGACCGCGGUGAUUUAAAGGUUUGACCGAGGUUAGUCCGCGGUAAUUUUGAGGUUAAACCGCGGUGACCGUGAGGUUUGACGAGGUUUGACCGCAACCGAACCGAACCGAUCCGCAAGCUUCGUAUAUACUCGUAAUAGCAUUCGUAAAUAUUCGUGUAUUUCCGAAGGGUCAUUAUAAAAACUCCGUGUGUGCUUUAUAAAUAUUGACAUAUUUUGUAAACAUUGAGGCAUGGGGCGGUUGUCGCUUUAUGCCAGGGAGCGAAUUGUCUCCUUACUUUCGACAAAUACUUCAGUUGUUGGAAUAACUAAGAGUUUAAACGAAGAAGGCAUAAAGGCGUCGCGAUCCGCUGUAAAUUUAUUUAUUUCAUGUCGCUUUCGCAAUACUGAAAUUCUUCACGAUGCCCCACGUAGCAAUGCAUGUGCAUUUUGUUUCGGCUUAAAUAAAGGAACUUAUAAGCUUGCCUCGUCAAUAUAUGCAAGUGUUUAUAAACAAAAAAAAACUCAUCCAAGUAAGGCUCAAAAACUCCUACCCAAAUUUUGAACAAAAAUCAUCAGACAGCAAUAAAAUAGCGCUAAAAUAGGUCUCUUUUUGUUUAUUACAGUUUAAAUAGAUGUUUUAGAAUAAGUAAGAAUUUGGUGCGCGCAUCAACUUAAAUUAACUUUCCUCUUUAAUAUUAUGAAGGCUAAAGGUUAUAAAGCGUGUACCUAAAAUGUAAAUAAAAUCUCGGUCUUUUGGGCACACACGUUAUAACCUGGAGCCUUUAUUAUAAAACUUUAUUAUAAUUGACAAUCUAGCCUUUAUUAUAAAACUUUAUUAUAAUCGACGAUCUGCUGUAGCCCUUAUUAUAAUUGACGCUGACACCACAGCCUUUAAGUUUUCUCUUAGCUGUUAUAUUAUAGCCCGAGUUAGCAUUUUAUUAUUGAAGACAUUCUAUACCGUGAAUAUUUUACUGCUUUUGGUCGGAAAACCUCGGAAUCAGAAUGCACUAUUAAACCGCGGUUAGCUUCUUGCCGAUGCGUGGGUUAACCGCAAAAAAACGCCCGAUAACCGCACGUUACCCGCACGUUAACCGCCCGUUAACCGCCCGAUAACCGCACGUUAACCGCAGGCUAACCGCAAAACGACCGCAACCGCAGUGUUAGGUUAAUUCUGAGCGGUACUGUAAGAUCUGGGGGUUCACAUGACCAGAGGGGAACCAGGGUCUUCGCUGUUGCCCAGCGCAGGUAAAAAACCCUGGCUUGCGAGAUUGCCUCCUCUUCUUCCGCUUUACUCCCAAACACGCUCCAGCAAAGCUGGUCACAUCAACCCCCAAAUCUGACGUGUCUUGAAUUAAGGCCCCGUAUGCUUAUUAGGGAGGAGUGGCUGAGUAAGACAUAAUCUUUCACAGUUGACAGUAAAUACAUGCAUUGCUAACGGAUCGUAAUGCGAAAUACUGUAUAAAGGUAUAGCCAAAGAUACUCCAAAACAAACUAAAGGCAAUAAAUCAAGCAAUUCAGAUAUCUACUGUAGAUCUCUACAGAGUUCUGUAUUUCAAACCUAGGAAAACUUAGUUCUCAAUAUGUUGUACAAUUACAGCAGAGGACUACAAUUACGAUUACGAUUACGGUACAGGGAGCAGAAGAGUCGAAUUUAUCUAGUAAAACAAGACAAACGCCGUCUUACCUUGUUAAUUGUAUUAUAUUCCAAGUCAGUGCAGUAAAAAUUCAUAAUAAUUCAUCAACAUGAACGAAUAUAAACCAAACUAUUUACCAAAAUGUGAUUUUCAAUAUUUUUACGUACUCUGCCACCUUGCAUUACUGUAGUGUAGUUAGUAGACUGGUGACGUAUGACGUCACCAUAGUAAUGUAUAUAAGCGUGUGGUUAUUCUUUAUUAAAGGCAUUAUUAGUACAUAGCAGUGACUUACGACACUACAUAUUGGCGGCGAGGAUGUGGGCCAACGAGAAUUGUAGAAGAAAUGGCUGAACGCGUAUUGCCACCGCCCUCUAGAUUUAACCCGGAAGCUUCUGACUUGUUUACUGAGUGGCAGCAAUGGUUGAACGCUUUCAAAAUCUAUGCCACAGCGACAGAACUCGUCAAGAAGUCAGACGAAAUUCAAGGAGCGACACUACUGAAUUGUUUUGGACCAGCUACACGGAGAAUCUUCCAGACAUUCCCUGGUGAUAAGAAAGCUUGCAAGGAAGCUGAAGCCGUUCUAGAGAACUAUUUCGCUCCGAAGCGAAACGUGGUGAGCGAGAGAUAUCGUUUCAGAUGUCGUGCUCAACGGCAUGACGAACCAAUAGACUGUUAUGUUGCAGCACUACGUGAACUCGCUAAAUCCUGCGAAUUUAAUGAACUUGAAAGCGAAAUGAUUAGAGAUCAGAUAGUAGAGAAGUGCUAUUUGAAGAAACUGAAAGAACGUUUGCUUCAACAGGACACUCUUGAUUUAAAUAAGGCUGUUGGAAUCGCAAAAACAACGGAGAGUGCAGAGCAAGAAAUCCAGCUGAUGACUGGAACGAAAGAAAACCCCAUAAUAUUGAAUCGUUUGAACUGAACCGGCGGUAAAGGCAAGUUUUGCAAAGCAAAGAAAGACUUUUCCUGUUUCAGUUGUGGGGCAAAGAUGGUCACACUGCAGACAAGUGUGGAGCAAUCUCGCUGAAUUGCAGGCAAUGCGGAAAGGUGGGACACCUUGCUCGUGUUUGCCGUUCGAAUUCGUCAGACCAACGACGAAGUAGCUCCGAGAAACCAAGAGGAAAUAAGAAGCAUCAGAAAUCGAGAAAGAUUUGGGCUAUAACAUCCAAAAAUUGGUUGCAAGAAUCUACAUCAGAAGAUGACGACUUCGAACCGGUCCAUCGCCUGAACAGUAAAGAUAGUUCUGUUCAAGUAGCCAUAAAUGAGCAUGCAGAAAGUUACAAUGGUAGUGGACACUGGAAGCAAGCAGAACAUGAUAUCAUCCAGAUUUUACAAAGCUCUGUUCAGAAACUGUGA
Paramuricea clavata is the source of this 9176-nucleotide messenger RNA. Lineage: Eukaryota; Metazoa; Cnidaria; Anthozoa; Malacalcyonacea; Plexauridae. The record is from the annotation of a GenBank genome assembly.